Chinchilla lanigera (long-tailed chinchilla) is the source of this 1089-nucleotide messenger RNA. RefSeq names its product chromosome unknown open reading frame, human C20orf24 (gene Rab5if). The transcript has 4 exons. Gene Ontology annotation, biological process: mitochondrial respirasome assembly. The coding region runs from base 205 to 594 and encodes 129 amino acids. Lineage: Eukaryota; Metazoa; Chordata; Mammalia; Rodentia; Chinchillidae. The record is from RefSeq and is a predicted model, not a curated record.
UCGCGGCGCGCCGCUGCCCCUCUCUCCGCGGCGCCAGCUCCGGGGAGUGAGGUGAACCGAGCACCUUAGCCAAGCGCUGCAGUGUGCUGAUCGUGUUGCCGCUGCCGACGCCGCCCUGCGCGCCGUGACCCGCGAUCCCAGACCCCGACUCCCUUUGGCUCGGCCCGCGCGCCCCAGGCCCGGCCCGGCCGGCGCGACGGGAGGAUGAGCGGCGGGCGGCGGAAGGAGGAGCCGCCUCAGCCGCAGCUGGCCAACGGGGCCCUCAAAGUCUCUGUUUGGAGCAAAGUGCUGCGGAGCGACGCGGCCUGGGAGGACAAGGAUGAAUUUUUAGAUGUGAUCUACUGGUUCCGACAGAUCAUUGCUGUGGUCGUGGGUGUCAUUUGGGGAGUUUUGCCAUUGCGAGGUUUCUUGGGAAUAGCAGGAUUCUGCCUGAUCAAUGCAGGAGUCCUGUACCUCUACUUCAGCAGCUACCUACAGAUUGACGAGGAAGAAUAUGGCGGCACGUGGGAACUCACAAAAGAAGGAUUUAUGACAUCUUUUGCCUUGUUUAUGGUCAUUUGGAUCAUCUUUUACACUGCCAUCCACUAUGACUGAUAGUGGACAGCCCCCCACCUGUUUCCUGUCCAAUCCAAAGGACCCUCAGAUUACAGCACAGAAAAGUGAUUGUUGGGCCAUCCCGGCCACACGGAACCUGGAAGACGCGUGUUUCCUGGACCAAGAAUUAGAAUGUUGAGCAUCAGUGUUUUCUACAAGAGCUGUGACCUAAAACUUUUAAAGAACCAUCUGCUUUGGGAAAGAACGCAUUUGUGAAUUUAUCCAUCACCAACCAUUUCUUGGAUACCAUCAUGUAACAGUCAUUUGCCAAGUGGAGCUGUCAUUUAAUUUGGUGCAUCUCUGAAUCCGGGUGAAACAUUAAAUUGUUUUCCUCGGUUCUCUGUCCCGUGUACAGUUUUAAAACUGUAAUCAGUGGCAUUUCAAGUCUUCUGAAAACAGUGUGGCAGUGUGUGUGUGGUCCAUAGCACAGUACAAAGACCUGUUUCCUUUGUAGAAUGUUUUCAGAUACUUGAAUAAACAAAUCUUUAAUGAGAA